Formica exsecta is the source of this 1277-nucleotide messenger RNA. RefSeq names its product mRNA export factor-like. Gene Ontology annotation, biological process: RNA export from nucleus; transcription-dependent tethering of RNA polymerase II gene DNA at nuclear periphery. The transcript has 7 exons. NCBI's taxonomy places the organism in Eukaryota, Metazoa, Arthropoda, Insecta, Hymenoptera, Formicidae. Gene Ontology annotation, cellular component: nuclear pore. The coding region runs from base 1 to 1029 and encodes 342 amino acids. The record is from RefSeq and is a predicted model, not a curated record. Gene Ontology annotation, molecular function: ubiquitin binding; RNA binding.
AUGGAACAACUACACAAAGUACACGCUGGUUCCUGGGAUUGCAAUGUUCGCUGUUGGGAAGUCGAGCAAUCUGGCAAGACGGUACCUAAAUCAAUGCAAAGCAUGGCAGCUCCGGUCUUGGAUGUAUGUUGGAGCGAUGAUGGAACCAAGGUGUUUAUGGCAGGAUGUGACAAAACAGCAAAAUGUUGGGAUCUGGCCACAAAUCAGAGCAUGCAAGUGGCAGCGCAUGAUGCACCUAUUAGAACUUGUCAUUGGAUAAAGGCAUCUACAUAUUCAUGUCUAAUGACUGGUUCCUGGGAUAAAACGCUAAGAUUUUGGGAUUUGCGUAGUCCUAAACCUGCAAUGACUAUCAAUCUACCUGAAAGAUGUUAUUGCGCCGAUGUGGAUUAUCCAAUGGCAGUUGUGGAAACAGCUGCACGUGGAUUAAUAGUCUACCAACUGGAAGACAGCCCACGCGAAUACAAACCAGUUGAACUGAGCUUGAAGUAUCAAUAUCGUUGUGUAGCAAUUUUCAGAGACAAGAAGAAAGUUCCGACCGGUUUCGCGAUUGGAAGCACAGAGGGACGCGUAGCGAUUCAUCAUCUCAAUCUUAGUACGAAAGAAAAUUUCACAUUUAAAUAUCAUAGAACUAAUGGUACACCAAAUAGAUAUCAAGAUAUUUAUGCGGUUAAUGAUAUAGCAUUCCAUCCAGUACACGGCACUGUAGCAACUGUAGGUGGUGAUGGCACUUUCGGUUUCUGGGAUAAAGAUGCACGUACAAAGUUAAAAUCAUCUGAAACAAUGGAGCAACCUAUCACACAUUGCUGUUUUAAUCACAAUGGACAGAUAUUUGCAUAUGCUGUUUCUUACGAUUGGUCUAAGGGACAUGAAUACUAUAAUCCAGCAAAGAAGAAUCAGAUAUUUUUGAGACCGUAUUACGAUGAAUUGAAACCGAAAGCCAUAGGCUUGUUGAAUCCCGAGGUGAAAUUUUCACCGGACAAUGAAUUCAAAUAUAAUCGCGAGAACUUACACUUUUCAAUAGAUACAUAAUGUUUUAUUGUUUUUUUUUCUUACUUAUUAAAAUUGUUAAAAUAUUUAAAAUUAAUUAACACAUAGUGCGUUUUACUAUAUAAUCUGCACAUAUGCAAUUUUGUAUGUGCAGAUUAUACAGAAUUGAUAUAGUUUGCUACAUGAACAAUGUUUGAAUAAUAUUACAAUAUCUAAUUUCAUUAUAAUAUGUUUAAUUUGCAGAAUGUUGACAAGUAUAAUUCUUUUUUUAUAAAAUAAGCUAAUAUUGA